This is a messenger RNA of Arachis ipaensis, 1412 nucleotides long. The record is from RefSeq and is a predicted model, not a curated record. NCBI's taxonomy places the organism in Eukaryota, Viridiplantae, Streptophyta, Magnoliopsida, Fabales, Fabaceae.
AUAACAUCAUAGCUGAAUACUUCUGUGACAGAUUCAAUCUCAAGCUGCACACUGCUGGGAUCAUUGCUGCCAGUUUCGGAUUGGCGAAUCUUUUCUCCAGGCCCGGUGGAGGGUUCAUAUCUGAUGCAGUUUCAAAGAGGUUUGGAAUGAGGGGUAGGCUCUGGGCCUUGUGGCUUUGCCAAACAUUCGCUGGUGUCCUCACCUAUGCCAGUUGCUUCCUUACAGAUAGUCAGAGUUCAACAGCAACCACCUUAAGAUGCUGUUUUGCUCUUCAUAGUUUGAAAUUGGAUUGCAAGACAAAGAGAAUGUUUGAGGAAAAGGAGUGUUACAGGUUAUAGGCAGGAGAGACAGAGCCAAGCCUCUGCCAUUCAAGAUGGAUUCUAGCGGCCCAUGGGUCUUUGCCGGAGCUAAUGAAGGGAACCCAAGAGUCAGAUCCAAGUUUAUUGCACCAUGUUAUUAUAUGAACAAGUAAGUUGACUGAACAAAAAUUGACGAGAAUGAAGUUUUUCUCAUCAAAUGGUUUUCCUUGCCCAAGUCUCUAAUUUACAAUGUUCUCUUUGCCUCGUGCUCUCUCCUACCAGGGAGCUAGCUCAACAAGGUCCAUGCCUAAGCAAAGAAUCCGACAAUAUCAGAGGGUGAAAACCAACGAGAGUUCUAUUUUUCUUGAAGGUGAGGAUAUAAAUAUGAGCAUUUCACAUGCUGCUGAUUCUAUUGGUUUGAAAGAGAUACCAAGAUAUGAAGUUAAAAUUAUUGAGGAGGAUGACUGGAUGAAAGGAGCUCAGUUUGGUGCUGCCUUUGCCAUUGGAGUCGAUAUAGAUUCACAAGCAAUUGCAUCAGCAUCUGAAAAUGCUACUCUGAAUAACAUCAGACCAGACAAGCUACAACUGCACUUGAUUGCAAGCCAAACUUCUUCAUCCUGCAGGGAUGACUGGCCAUCUAGAGUUGUCGAGGGAGAAAAUGCUUUCGAGAUAGACAGAGUCACUCACAAGGAUAAAUAUGAUGUGGUCAUUGCAAACAUACUUUUAAAUCCUCUGUUAAAUCUUGCUGAUCAAAUUAUCUUUUCUGCAAAGCCUGGAGCAAUUAUUGGUCUCUCUGGAAUCUUAAGUAAACAGGUCCAGAACUUAUUACAGAAAUAUUCACUAUUCUUAGAAGGCAUAGAAGUGUCGAAAAUGGAUGACUGGGCCUGUGUGAGUGGCAGAAAAAGAAAGAAUAUAUGAUAUCUGCUGAUUUGUUGCUGUAGAUGCUUGGUUUAGGGGUUUAACUUUUCUCAUCCAAUCAUUCUUUGCCGUUUUAAUGCCACCCAGAAUGUUUUACAAGAAGCAGCAUGUUGAUGAUAUACUAGGAAUUAUAGUUGAUGAUCAAUACAUUUUGUUUGUGUUUUGAAUUAUAUAUAUUGACUUGCUUGUUUAUAA